AUGCGUGAGGAAAACGAGCGCAAGGCGGAACUUUGCCGUGCUGACGAAGAGCAGCACCGUCGCGAUGAGCAGGCGGCCCGCGAGGCACGCUACCUCGUUGACAAAGCAGAGGCCGAAGAGCGUAGCCGUCUUGAGAAGCAGGAGGCGGUGGAGCGUCGCCGUCAAGAGAAGGAGGAGGCGGAGGAGCGCGCCCGUCGGGACAAGGAGGACGCUCGUGCGUGCACUCAAGAGCUGUUGCUCAUCCUGGGCGCGCUAACGAAGAAGGAAUGA
Phytophthora sojae is the source of this 270-nucleotide messenger RNA. RefSeq lists its product as hypothetical. Bases 1 to 270 code for a protein of 89 amino acids. Lineage: Eukaryota; Oomycota; Peronosporomycetes; Peronosporales; Peronosporaceae. The transcript has a single exon. The record is from RefSeq and is a predicted model, not a curated record.